This is a messenger RNA of Eucalyptus grandis, 1930 nucleotides long. RefSeq names its product putative receptor-like protein kinase At4g00960. Gene Ontology annotation, biological process: protein phosphorylation. Gene Ontology annotation, molecular function: ATP binding; protein kinase activity. The record is from RefSeq and is a predicted model, not a curated record. The transcript is spliced from 7 exons. Lineage: Eukaryota; Viridiplantae; Streptophyta; Magnoliopsida; Myrtales; Myrtaceae.
AUGAGUGAGCAUUACUGCUCGAAUUCGAGCAUUUUCGCUCCAAAAAGCACCUAUGGGGCCAACCUCGACCGUCUCCUUGACUCCAUCUCCUCUCAUGCCGACUCAAGAGGUGGAUACUUCAACACGAGUGAAGGGAAGCCAAGCGAUGAUGGCACUGUGUAUGGCAGAUUCCUAUGCACGGGAGAUGUCACCAAGGAAGUGUGCAUGGAAUGCGUGACAAAUGCUAGUGUCAGUAUCAAAGAGAAAUGUCCUAUGGUCAAAGCGGCCAUUCUCUGGUACGACGAGUGCAUGUUGCAGUAUUCGGACCAUAACUCCCUUUCAGCCAUGGACGAAGAGCAUCUUCUGAUCGGGUAUAAUCCGGAGAACGUGAAAGAAAAGCCUGCUGAGUUCAUGAAUCAAUUGAACAAAACAAUGAAACAGUUGAUAACUCGGGCUGCUCAACGACCCGAUGAGAAGUAUGCCUUCAGUGAAUCAAGGAGCACUCCUCUAUACACAUUUGCCCAGUGCAGGCCUGAUCUCUCAGCGGCUCAAUGUGAAGAUUGCCUGCAGAAUGUGAUUUCGAUUCUCCUGACAAAUCAAACGGAGAAAAUCGGGGGCAGAAUCUUGCUUCCGAGUUGCUUCGCCAGGUUCGACAAAUACCCGCUUCAAGCCGAAAAGGAAAGGCAUUCUUCGUCAAGAUUAGUUAUCGGGAUCACUCCUGCAGCUUCGGCGAUCGUGCUACUUUGCGCCGUGCUCUGUUUUGCCCUCAAAAGAGAAAAGAGCAAGAGAAACAAUGUCGAAGAAGAUCCAAUCGAGUUGAUGGCUCAUGGUUACUCAGCUGGAAGCGAAAUUUCCGAACUCCAUUCCCUGCAAUUUGAUGUGAGUGCAAUUGAAGCUGCAACAGGUUACUUCUCAGAUCAAAACAAAUUAGGGGAAGGUGGAUUCGGUCCAGUUUAUUGGGGCACACUCCCUUGUGGGAGGAAUAUUGCAGCAAAAAGGUUGUCUCAAAGCUCGAAACAAGGCACGCAGGAAUUCAAAAACGAAGUUGAAUUGGUAGCCAAGCUUCAGCAUAGAAACCUAGUGAGGCUAUUAGGAUUUGCCAUGGAAAGAGAAGAAACGAUACUGGUCUAGGAGCAUGUGCCCAACGGAAGCCUUGACCAGUUGCUCUUCGACCCUCAGCAAAGCAUACAAUUGAAUUGGUCGGCGCGCCACAAGAUCAUGGUUGGGGUGGCACGCGGUCUUCUUUACCUUCAUGAAGAUUCUCGGCUCCGAAUUAUCCAUCGCGACCUCAAAGCUAGCAACAUUUUGCUCGAUGACAAUAUGAACCCUAAAAUCUCGGAUUUUGGUAUGGCUAGGAUUUUUGGUGCUGAGCAGACUCAAGGAAGAACAAACAGAAUUGUUGGAACUUAUGGCUAUAUGUCUCCUGAAUAUGCCAUGUAUGGGCAAUUUUCAGUAAAAUCCGACGUGUUCAGUUUCGGUGUUCUAAUGCUUGAGAUCAUAACUGGCAAGAAGAAUCAGUAUUCUUACAUAUCAGAUGAUGACGCAGGCCUUCUUGACUAUGUUUGGGAACACUGGAGAAGGAGAGCACCAUUGGGAAUUGUGGAUCCUAUAAUUAGUGAAUCUAUCUCAGUAACCGAAGUGAUCAGAUGUAUUCACAUUGGCUUGCUCUGUAUUCAGAACGACAAAGAAGCACGACCUGCCAUGGAUACAAUUGUUCUUAUGCUUAGUAGUGCUGAUUCUGUUAGCCUCCCCGUGCCUGAACAACCAGCAUUCUUUGUUCCAAGUGUGAAGAACAAACAACAAUCUCAACAUCCAAACUCGAAUGGAUCCAGCAAGAAGCUCAACAGCAGCAAGAUAAUGCCACAAUGUUCAGAGACCAGCAGUUGUCUUACUGAUGUGGCUCCUCGAUAAAGAAUGGGAAAAGAUGACGGAGCACCCUCGAAAUCCACUG